CUUCCUCCCAAGGGAAGAGCACUAACUCUAGGAUUGGGUUAAAAAAUUAUCAUUCCCCUGGAGUUGUUAUGCUCAUUUCAGUUGUCGAGUGCAUAGUAGGGAAAAAACACUGAAGGAAAAGAGUUGAGAGUCAUUUUUAUACGCUGAAACUUAAGACACUUGUACGCACACGGUCACCAGCAGAGUUAGAAUUUUGUGGAUUAAUUUGUCUUACUGCCAAAUCCAUCGCCACCAUUUCCUCCAUGGAAUUAUCAGAAGCUGAUUUGUUUACGGACGCAGAAAUAGAGGACCACAAUUUCAAUGAUGAAUGGGAGUUAAGCUCUCUGAACCAAGAUUUCUCUUUUACAAACAUCUGGGAUUGUUUUCAAGAAACACUAUCCUCAGAGAGUAACAACUCCUGCUCCCCUUGCUUUGAGGCUCCCUUGACUCCUGCCAACAUUGAGGAGCCUACAGAGAAAUUUCCUGAGCCUGAUAAGAACUGGAGCUUUUCUUCUACAAACAUGGGCAUUCUGUCUUUUGGACACCCGUGUUCAGAUGAAAGAUUGAAGACGGUGGAAGCUGUGAUCAAGGUGUCGAAUAAUGCAAAAGUGAAGCGGAGUGCGACUGGUAAUCAAGAGCAUGUAAUUGCCGAGAGGAAGAGGAGGGAGAAGAUAUCCGAGCAUUUGUUUACGCUGUACAAAAUUAUUCCUGGCAUGAAGAGGAGAGACAAGGCUUCUAUUCUCAAGGAUACAAUUGAUUACAUUAAAGAAAUGGUGCAGAAACUCAAGACCCUCGAAGAGCAGGCAGCGAAAGAAACGGUGAAGUCUAUAUUUGUAUCAUCUGAAAAAUCCCAGCCCUUCAUUAGUGAUGACAAAAGUGGCGAUGACCCUCCCUCACCUGAUACCCAUCUCAAUAUCGAGGCAAAAAUAGCAGCGAAGAUCGUCCUUAUCAAGAUUCAUUGCAAGAAUCGACGAGGAAUGCUACUCAAGGCACUCAGUGAGAUUGAGAAAUUUCAUCUCAGUGUCAUCAGCUCGAGUUCUCUACCCUUCUCAGAUCAGUUUCUUGAUAUAACCGUAACAGCUCAGGUUGAAGAGGGGUUCUCAAUGACAGUGAAGGAUCUUCUGAAGAAGCUAAACACAGGUUUCAGAAAGUUCAUGUCAAGAGAUUGAGGCAUUUCUUAGCUAGUGUUUUAGUUAUAUAUUUUCAAUACUUAA
Asparagus officinalis (garden asparagus) is the source of this 1193-nucleotide messenger RNA. RefSeq names its product transcription factor bHLH18-like. Lineage: Eukaryota; Viridiplantae; Streptophyta; Magnoliopsida; Asparagales; Asparagaceae. Gene Ontology annotation, molecular function: protein dimerization activity. The transcript is spliced from 7 exons. The coding region runs from base 243 to 1148 and encodes 301 amino acids. The record is from RefSeq and is a predicted model, not a curated record.